Messenger RNA from Limanda limanda (common dab), 1740 nucleotides. Its product is annotated as protein NLRC3-like. Lineage: Eukaryota; Metazoa; Chordata; Actinopteri; Pleuronectiformes; Pleuronectidae. The transcript has a single exon. The annotation marks the transcript as partial. Gene Ontology annotation, molecular function: nucleotide binding; nucleic acid binding. The record is from RefSeq and is a predicted model, not a curated record.
AGAUGUGAACAUGUGACUGAAGGAAGUGAUGAAACAGGAAGUAGAACCCUCCUAAACAGGAUCUACACUGAGCUCUACAUCACAGAGGGACAGAGUGAAGAGGUUAAUACUCAACAUGAGGUGAGGCAGCUUGAGACGGCUUCCAAGAAGAAGAUCCUCCACGACACUCCCAUCAGGUGCCACGACAUCUUUAAAGCCUCCACUGACCAGCAGAGCAGCAUCAGAGUCGUCCUGACCAACGGCGUCGCUGGCGUUGGAAAAACCUUCUCGGUGCAGAAGUUCACUCUGGACUGGGCAGAGGGUUUAGAGAACCAGGAUGUGGGUCUGCUGACUGUGCUUUCGUUCAGGGAGCUGAACCUGGUGAAGGACCAGCAGCACAGUCUCCUCACGCUGCUCCGUGUUUUCCAUCCAGCGUUACAGAAGCUCACGGCAGAGACGCUCGCUGUCUGUAAACCUUUGUUCAUCUUUGACGGCCUGGAUGAAAGCAGACCUUCUCUGGACUUCAACCACAGGGAGCUUGUGUCUGAGGUCACACAGAGGUCAUCAGUUAACGUGCUGCUGACAAACCUCAUCCGGGGGAAUCUGCUUCCCUCGGCUCUCGUCUGGAUAACCUCCAGACCUGCGGCGGCCAAUCAGAUCCCUCCUGCAUGUGUUGACAGGGUCACAGAAGUACGAGGCUUCACUGACACCCAGAAGGAGGAGUACUUCAGGAGGAGAUUCAGUGAUGAAGAGCUGUGCAGCAGAAUCAUCUCACACAUCAAGACGUCCAGGAGCCUCCACAUCAUGUGUCAGAUCCCAGUCUUCUGCUGGAUCAGUGCUACAGUUCUGGAGCACAUGUUGACCACAGACCAGAGAGGAGAGCUGCCCAAGACCCUGACUGACCUGUACUCACACUUCCUGCUGGUUCAGACAAAGAGGAAGAACACCAAGUAUGGUGAGGGACAUGAGACGACUCCACAGCAGCUGACGGAGGCUGACAGGGACGUUCUCCUGAAGCUGGGGCGGCUGGCACUUAAACAUCUGGAGGAAGGAAACAUCAUGUUCUACCAAGAAGACCUGGAGCGGUGUGGUCUUAAUGUCACAGAGGCCUCGGUGUACUCAGGAGUUUGUACUGAGAUCUUCAGAAGAGAGUGUGUGAUCUUCCAAAAAUCAGUCUACUGCUUUGUUCAUCUGAGCGUUCAGGAGUUUCUGGCUGCAGUCUACAUGUUCCACUGUUACACCAAGAGGAACACAGAAGAACUCAACAACUUCUUGGGAACAUAUGGGGACACAGACAGUACCUACUCCCUGGAUGACCUCCUGAAGCUUACCAUGAAGAAAUCCCUCACCAGUACAAAUGGUCAUCUGGACCUGUUUGUCCGCUUCCUUCACGGCCUCAGUCUGGAGUCCAACCAGAGAGUCUUAGGAGGCCUGCUGGGUCGAACAGAGAACAAUCCAGAGAUCAUCCAGAGUGUCAUCAACAAGCUGAAGAAGAUGGAGAGUAGUUACAUUUCUCCUGACAGAAGCAUCAACAUCUUCCACUGUCUGACUGAGAUGAACGACCACUCAGUUCAUCAGCAGAUGAAACAGUUCCUGACGUCAGAGAACAGAUCAAAGGAGAAACUCUCUGAGAUCCACUGCUCAGCUCUGGCCUACAUGCUGCAGAUGUCAGAGGAGGUUCUGGAUGAGUUGGACUUGGAGAAGUUCAACACAUCAGACCAGGGUCGACAGAGACUGAUCCCAGCUGUGAGGAACUGCAGG